UUAUUUAUUACUAGACAAGGGACGACCACACCGAACUGUCUCUGACGUAUUUUACGGCUCUCUGGUACUAAAAUCAUUCAAUUAAGUUAUUUGUCACGCGUUACUUACGCCUCAAGGAAACUUAAAAAUGAGAGAACACGAGGGCAGAAGCGUGACUGAAGGCAAUUACUACUAGCCAAACGAUAACUGAAUUAUUUGUCAAUAAAUCAACAAAAAAAAAACAAGAUGUUGUCAAGUCCUGCAAUGGAGUUACAAGUUGAGGAAACUCCCUACGCUCUUCGCCGUCUGUGGAACCUCACUCGCGCCCGUCUGGCCGGCACCUCUACGACCCUCGAUGAACCGGCUUUAGUGGAAAGCCUACCUCCAGCUCAGGAACCUGAAGGAGCUCAUAAGCUCCCAGUGCCGAGUGACUAUGAGAGUGACGUAGAAGACUUUCCUGAAUUGGAAAUACCAGACCAACAUGAGAUUCCAAGUCAGAGGUACUGGACCGAAAGCGACUAUGACAAGGAAGCCGUUCUGGACGCCGGCAGUCUGGGUGACAUCCCCGCCGUGUACCGCGUGCCCAAGCCUGCUCCUCACCAAAUGCCAGUCAUCGGGGUCUACAUCGACCCUAGAGUUAGAACGGGCUUCAGAUACAAAAUAAGACCGAUGCAGACUUUGGAUGCUCAGCCCCUAUCAGUGAAGCCAAGGUAUUUGUUCGACGGCAAGGCUCUGACGCUGCAGUCCAUUGGUCGAGGGUUCGCUCGUCGUCUCACUUUCGAACCCCUGGACUCGACGCUCAAUGAUAACACCAACUACUUCUGGACGGACUCGCGUCCCGAAGGAUUCGUUUUUGAAAUUGAAGCGGUCUCAGCGGGAGACAAAUUUACGAUCUAUGACGCAAACCACGAGCCACAAGGAACUCUCGAAGUCGUUCAGCAGCAGAAAAACCAAUUGGAGCUGGAUCAAAAGAUAUUUGAGGAUGGAUCGAUCGAAAAGAAAGUUAAAAUAAAUACCCUCUGCAAAGUGGAGUGGUAUGAGAACGAUGGAGCUACUAAGUUGGUACCCGUCACGGGAGUGGCUUUGCUGAAGAAGGGGCGCGGUAACGCAAUCGUGUUCAGGAUCGUCAACGUAGCUAUCGGAAUCAAACAACUGAAAAAGGGAUACGAGCUGAAACCUGGUAUCAAAUCAUCCUCCCGCAGAAUUACUGUGAACGGCGCGGACGUUCAGGACAUCCCUUGCCAAUAUUGUGUGGUGGGGCUGGAGAGAUACGAACUCCCAGUUAUCGGAACCUACGUGGACCCUCGAAUCGUCCCUGGAUUCCACUACCGGGUGCGUCCCGCGAACUCCCGUCGUCAUCUGUUCGACGGGCGCAGUCUGCUCUUGCAGUCUAUCGGCUUGGGCUACGGAAAACGCAUCACUUUCAAACCGGACUCCCUCAACGCCCCCGACAACUACUUCUGGUCCGACUCUCAUCCCGAGGGGCUGGGAAUGGAGACUCGCGCCCUGCAUCCCGACAUGAAAUUCACUAUUACAGGAAACGGGGGACUUUUGCUGGGCGAAGCGAUCGUUUUCCGCGCCGACUUACCCCAGGUCGAGGAGAAGACCGAAUACGUAGAUAUUCCAGGCCAGAGGGGCAAAGCGGUCGAGAAGUACAUCCAGGUGGAUGUCACUUGCCACGUGAAGUUGGCUACGACCGGGGGUGGUUCUGCGGACUCCGAAGUCCACCUCAUGAAGGUGUCAGGAGUGGCCCUCGUGCGCAAAGAUCCGGGCCAAAAUGUCGCCAAACUGGUGAAAGUCUUCAACGUCGGUCUGGACUCGCAGCUCAACCUGCUCUUCGCUCACUCUCAGACCGAGCUCACUUUCCACCCCCUCCCCUAAGAGGUCUCCGGAUCCGAAUGGUAUUGCGACGCUUACGAUAAUAAUCUGAUCGCAUAACAAUACCAAAAAAUCUUACCCGGCUCGACAUAGGCUCGGUCAAACUAAUCGAUUUAGUAAUGAGUUCGCGAUCGAAGUCUAACUCUGUCUUCGAGGGUUUCGAUCGCGUAUUCGCUUCAAUCGGCGCACCGCUGAGCAGAGGACACCUUUAGCUCGAACCUGACAACGGAAUGUAUAGUUCGUUGAGCCUAGAUUUAACCUUUCUAGGCUCUAGUUCAAGAUUUAACAACAUUAAUAAGUAUAUAAUUGACUUCUUAUUUUUUCUGUUUAUUGUCUCUCUUAAUCAGUAUUACUUCAUUUGACUUGUGUUUUUUAAUUAUUAAUGCUUUGACGUAACAUCUGGAGAGAGUAGCAAAAGACUAAAUAGAUUCUGAAUACUGGCGGGAUUGCCGAUAACUAUAUGAUACAUUUGAUUGAUAUGAUUUAUGUUCUCGAAUAUAUUUAAAUGUACAAUAAAAUAUAUUUUCAAUU
This is a messenger RNA of Pieris brassicae (large cabbage white), 2388 nucleotides long. RefSeq lists its product as uncharacterized. The coding region runs from base 226 to 1860 and encodes 544 amino acids. The record is from RefSeq and is a predicted model, not a curated record. The transcript is spliced from 8 exons. Lineage: Eukaryota; Metazoa; Arthropoda; Insecta; Lepidoptera; Pieridae.